Malurus melanocephalus (red-backed fairy wren) is the source of this 2426-nucleotide messenger RNA. It is a transcript of the gene KIF6, whose product is annotated as kinesin family member 6. Lineage: Eukaryota; Metazoa; Chordata; Aves; Passeriformes; Maluridae. Gene Ontology annotation, molecular function: ATP binding; microtubule motor activity; microtubule binding. The coding region runs from base 7 to 2403 and encodes 798 amino acids. The record is from RefSeq and is a predicted model, not a curated record. Gene Ontology annotation, biological process: microtubule-based movement. The transcript has 21 exons.
GUGGCGAUGGUGAAGGAGAGGAUCCGGGUGUACGCGCGGGUGAAGCCGCUGGGCAGGCGGCAGCAGGCGGGGAGUUAUUCACUGGAUGAUGAGGAAUCUCUGCCCAGUCUGGAGAUUACGGUUCCACGUGACUUAGCAGAUGGGUUCAUCAAUAAUAAACGAGAGAUCUACAGGUUCAAGUUUCAGAAAAUUUUUGAUCAAGAGACAAAACAAGAUGUGGUUUUUGACAGCAUUGCCAAACCAGUAGCAGAAUGUGUUUUGGCUGGAUAUAAUGGAACUAUCUUUGCAUAUGGUCAGACCGGCAGUGGCAAAACUUUUACCAUCACAGGAGGAGCGGAACGUUACAGUGAUCGAGGCAUCAUUCCCAGGACUCUGUCUUAUAUCUUUGAUCAGUUGCAGAAGGAUAGCAGUAAAGUAUAUACAACUCAUGUUUCCUACUUAGAAAUCUACAAUGAAUGUGGUUAUGAUCUGCUGGACCCAAGACAUGAGGCCUCCAGAAUGGAAGAUUUGCCAAAAGUGACAAUAAUGGAAGACUCUGAUCAAAACAUACAUCUGAAAAACCUKUCUCUUCAGCAAGCAACCAAUGAAGAGGAAGCCUUAAACCUACUCUUCUUGGGGGACACCAACAGAAUGAUUGCUGAGACACCAAUGAAUCAAGCCUCAAGCCGAUCUCACUGCAUUUUCACUAUUCACAUCUCCAGCAAGGAACCUGGAUCUGCAACUAUCCGACGCUCCAAGUUGCAUUUAGUAGACCUUGCUGGAUCGGAACGUGUUGCAAAGASUGGAAUUGGAGGUCAAUUACUGACAGAAGCCAAAUAUAUCAACCUGUCAUUACAUUAUUUGGAGCAGGUAAUAGUUGCCCUUGCAGAGAAAAACCGGUCCCACAUUCCUUACCGAAACUCUAUGAUGACCUCAGUGCUGAGAGACAGCCUGGGAGGCAACUGCAUGACCACCAUGAUAGCAACACUCGCUAUGGACAAAAGAAACAUAGAUGAAUCUAUAUCAACCUGCAGAUUUGCACAGCGAGUUGCUCUUAUUAAGAAUGAAGCAGUUCUUAAUGAAGAAAUUGACCCCAGAUUGAUGAUUAUCCAGCUGAAAAAGGAGAUCCAGGAUUUGAAGGAUGAGUUGGCACUGGUGACUGGCAAGCAAAGAACWUCAGAGCUUUCUCAAGAAGAGCUACUUCAGUUGGAUGAGUUAAUUGAAACAUUUCUCAAUGAUGAUGAUCCCGAUAGCUCUCUGGAUGUUGGCACUGACAUGCGCAAGAUCAAGUAUUGCUUCGUUUGUAUGAAGGAACUAAUUCACCGUUCAUUGACUUCUGAAGAAAACCUGCUCUCACCAGACAUCUCUGAACAAAAAUACAUUAACAAAGAAGCAGGAGAAGAACUGGAAAAAUUGAAAGAACUUUUGCAACAAAGAGACAAUGAAAUCAAUAUUCUGGUAACUAUGUUAAAAAAAGAGAAAAAAAAAGCACGAGAUGCUCUUUUCCAGCUUAAUGCCACCUCUGCUGGUUUUACAGACUUGGAGCAGUCUCCUUCUAUGAGCUUGGAAGAAAGUCAGAGUCCAUCUACAUGUUUUAGUCUGAGAGACGCAAAAGAUUUCAGCUCUUCUGUUGCCAAACUACCUUUUCUUUCCAGAGACACAGGAGGAAAGAUGUCGCUUGGAUGUCAGGAAGCUUUUGAAGUCUUCAAGUGGGACCAUGCUGACAGUAUAACCAUUGAGGACAACAAAGAGCUUCUGAAACAGAGAUUUGAUGAAGCUAAAUGCCUUGGAGAACAACUGAAUGAAAUGAGAAAUAAAAUAAACCAUCUGAAAGGAAAGAUAAUCCAGAGGCAGAUUCAGAGAGCAGCUCUAGCUGUUUCAAAUCCUUCUGAAGGACUAACCUUUGAUUCAGUAGAAGAGAAUCUUCGGAUGCAAAUUGAAGAAGAAAAAAAAAGCUAUAAAGCAGUGUACAAUCGCUUCAAAGGGCUGAAGGUAGAGAUUGAACACCUGCAGCUUCUUAUGGAAAAAAUGAAGAUGAAGAUGCAGAAAGACUUUGAAGUCUGGUGGUCUGAAGAGACAAAAAUAAUCCAGGAAAAGCCAGAGAUGGUCACCUCACCAAAUACUGUGACUGUUUAUCCGCAGUGUAGUGGAUCUUCGCAGCAUCUAUUAACUAACAGUUUUCCAGAUACCAAAAGAGACAGCCCUUAUGAAGAUCCAGCUGUGAAAAAUGAUUUCUUUACUUUUAGUACCCCAACUUCAAAAACAAGGACCCCACCAAGUUCAUCUAUUCCUCUGACUGGAGACAGCCAGACUGAUGCUGACAUCCUAGCUUUCAUUAAAGCAAGACAGAACAUCCUGCAAAAGAAAGGUAAAUCCUGCCAGAAAAUAGGAAGCCAACCCAAAAUUUCCAGUGCAGCAUUUUAAAGCCAAAAUAGCUUUAGUCUGCA